AUGAAAUUUCAAUCGCGAAUUUCUCAUUUUCUUUUCAUGUCUCACCCCAACAAAUGGCUCAUAGCCUAUAAUUCCAUCUCCGCUUCAUUGUGGACCAUUGUGCUCUUCAACACCAUCUUCUUGGGCGCCUCUCUUGGCCAGCCUCUUUUGUUUGACAAAACCAACAAAAUUACCACCGCAAUUCAAACCUUGGCCGUGGUGGAAAUCUACAACUCAUUGGUAGGAAACGUUAAGUCUCCUAUCUUCACCACAACCACCCAAGUCUUUUCCAGGUUGCUCAUCGUGUGGGGAAUAUGCCAGGCUUUACCCAACUCGCCAGCUAACUCCCAUUGGUGUUACAUCACCUUGUCGUUGUCUUGGUCCAUCACCGAAAUUAUUCGUUACUCGUACUACGCUACCAACUUGGCGGGUCCCGUUCCUCAAUGGUUGACGUGGUUGAGAUACACCACCUUCUACGUGUUGUAUCCUACUGGGGUGUCGUCGGAAAUUUCCAUGAUUUACUUGUCGUUGAACGAAGCCAGUGCUGUGUUGGGCGACUGGUAUAAAUGGACCCUCAUCGCCAUUAUUUGCACCUACCCACCUGGUUUCUACAUGUUGUACACCUACAUGAUCAAGCAGAGAAAGAAGGUAUUGGGCACCAAGAAAAAGUUGCAAUGA
This is a messenger RNA of Meyerozyma guilliermondii ATCC 6260, 657 nucleotides long. RefSeq names its product enoyl-CoA hydratase. Gene Ontology annotation, molecular function: 3-hydroxyacyl-CoA dehydratase activity. The transcript has a single exon. The record is from RefSeq and is a predicted model, not a curated record. Bases 1 to 657 code for a protein of 218 amino acids. Gene Ontology annotation, biological process: sphingolipid biosynthetic process; very long-chain fatty acid biosynthetic process; fatty acid elongation. Lineage: Eukaryota; Fungi; Ascomycota; Pichiomycetes; Serinales; Debaryomycetaceae. Gene Ontology annotation, cellular component: endoplasmic reticulum membrane.